This is a messenger RNA of Acanthamoeba castellanii str. Neff, 234 nucleotides long. RefSeq lists its product as uncharacterized. The record is from RefSeq and is a predicted model, not a curated record. The transcript has a single exon. Lineage: Eukaryota; Discosea; Longamoebia; Acanthamoebidae. The coding region runs from base 1 to 234 and encodes 77 amino acids.
AUGCGUAGUGCCGAGCAGCGAGGGAAGGUGUGUUUCGAUCAAAGCACAGAGGAGAAGGGAGAGCUGUUGGACUUUGUCAUUGUGGGCGCGGGGCCACACGCGCUGGCCUUUGCCUGCCGCCUGCUCGAGUCCAAGCCGGACUCACUCUACGACGAGAAAGAUCUCACCACCCGCCACAAGUACCACCCCGGUAUAGUCCCCGCCCCUACUUACCACACCCUCGUGGCCACGUAG